Molecule: messenger RNA, 3911 nt
Organism: Cyprinodon variegatus (sheepshead minnow)
Lineage: Eukaryota; Metazoa; Chordata; Actinopteri; Cyprinodontiformes; Cyprinodontidae
Gene: panx2
Product: pannexin 2
Exons: 6
Coding region: 597-2558 (653 amino acids)
Biological process (GO): positive regulation of interleukin-1 production; monoatomic cation transport
Molecular function (GO): channel activity
Source: RefSeq, a predicted model, not a curated record
GAAGAAGGCUGGAGUCACUGAGGGAGGGUGGAGGGGGAGAAAAGGCGGAACAAACCGGUGCGCUCGGAUACAAGCUGUAGCGUCUCGCCCGCACUGCAGAUUAACUCUUACCGCGCCGGGAAGACACAGCUGGAUUCGGAAAGGACUGGGAUAGCUUCCUCUUUCCAAUGAUCACCUAACCACCCUUCAGCCUGUGAUUACUGUUCCUUUGAGGCACAAGAGCUCUUCCUAAACUCAGGUUAUUUCUCAACCUGUCACAUAAAGAGCUUGUGGACUGCAGCCAGACUCUGUGGAGAUGGGACAAAACAAAGGGAUGUACCAGGUGGACGCUGAUUGAGAGAAGUGCUUCUAACCCUUAUGUUGGUUGUUUUACAAAAGUUGAACAACAUGCAACUGCUGAGCAAGCUUUGAACGUCACCAUACCUCUAGGAACUACCACUUUCUCACAUAUGCUGACGUGGGCUUACAGUAGCCACACAUUUCUGUGUGUAUGUUUGCUUUACAGCAUCUUGGCAAGUAUCUAAACACAAGAGGGAGCGUCGGGUCUUGCCUCAUUUGCCGGAGAGGAUUUGUAGAGAACAUCCUUCUGUUUCCGCAUGCAGAAUAUCCUUGAUCAGAACUUAGACAUGGCCACAGCGCUACUUGCUGGCGAGAAGCUGAAGGAGCUUAUCAUGCCAGGCUCCUCUCAGGAUGAGAAGGGUGGGGCACUGGCUGGCCUUAUGGUGCAGCUCAAACUGGAGCUGCCAUUUGAUCGGGUUGUUACUAUAGGGACAGUCAUCAUCCCCAUCCUGUUGGUCACACUUGUCUUCACAAGAAACUUUGCAGAGGAAUCUAUAUACUGUUACACACCGCACAACUUCACCCGAGACCAGGCACUUUAUGCGAGGGGCUACUGCUGGACAGAGCUUCGUGAUGCUAAUCUUGGAGUGGACCUGUUUGAACAUAAAUUCCUGCCCUAUGCCCUCCUUGCCUUUGCUGGGAUCAUGUACAUUCCUGCCUUAGGUUGGGAGUUCCUUGCCUCUACGCGGCUAACUUCAGAGCUCAAUUUCCUGCUUCAAGAGAUUGAUAACUGCUACCACAGAGCUGCUGAGGGCAGAGCCCCCAAGAUUGAGAAGCAGAUUCAGUCCAAAGGCCCUGGUAUAACUGAACGGGAAAGGAGAGAGAUUAUAGAAAAUGCAGAGAAGGAGAAAAGUCCAGAGCAAAAUCUUUUUGAAAAAUACCUUGAGAGACGAGGCGAAAGUAACUUUUUGGCUAAGAUUUACCUAGCUCGCCAUCUAGCUAUCAUGUGCCUCAGUUCUAUUCCCAUUUCCUACCUGAGUGCAUACUAUGCACGGCAAAGGCAGAAUGAGUUUACUUGUUCACUAGGCCAGCCCCCAGACAUCAGCAGCUACCCAGAGUUGAAGCUUAAUGUCAACUGCAAGCUCCCUGCUGUGCAGCUGCAACGUAUCAUGGCUGUGGUGGACUUAGCCCUGCUAUGUACUAUGAACUUCAUCAUCCUGCUUAACUUGUUGCAUUUGUUUGUGGUGCGCAAGUCUAAUUUUGUGUUUGACAAACUUAAUAAAGUCGGGAUCAAGACAAAGCGACGAUGGCAGAAGUCUCCGUUCUGUGACAUCAACAUUCUGGCCAUGUUCUGUAAUGAGAACAGGGACCACAUUAAGUCUCUCAACCGACUGGACUUCAUAACUAAUGAGAGUGAUCUCAUGUAUGACAAUGUGGUCAGGCAACUGUUGGCUGCACUUGCACAGUCCAACCAUGACGUCACACCUACUGUGAGGGAAUCUGGGAUACAGACCAUUGAUCCCAACAUGGACCCUUCAGAUAUUGGGGUAGGAGAGAUAGCUGGGGAGCCGCUGGUCAUCAAACGUCCCCGAAAGAAGAUCAAAUGGAUACCAAGCUCAAACCCUCUUCCUCAGCCAUUUAAGGAGCCGCUCACUAUGACCCGCUUGGAGAAUAACACUAAGCCUGAAAAGCCCAAACCACUCAGACGGAAAACCAUGGCAGACAGCCUCAUUGCACCACUGCUGGACAGUAAAAGCACACAGCAUCCUUCAACUAAAGACAUCAGUGGAAUGGAGAAGAAACAUGCACGAAACCUGUCUCUGGAUAUCCACCCGUACAUGCUGACAAGCCGCAAGCCAAAGGUGGAGGUCUCAACCGUUGAACCACUACCAUCAGAACACAACAUGGAUACUGUUUACCUAGAAGGCACUCACACUAUUGUUCAUGUCUCCUGUGCCAUGACAGAGCCUAAGAUUAGUUCCCCAGUAUCAACCACUGCUGCCUUUUCUACAGUAACUCUGCCCUCCACUACAUAUGUGAAUGGAGUGAGCCCCAACCCUCCCUCUAGUGAAGACGCACUCAGUCCCAAGUCAUCCCCUGCACUUAUGGAGCCUCUUGCUCCAGCUGACAACACUGAGCCACCUCUCCUGACCAAAGUCCCCACAAGCAAGCUACGGAACAUUCAUCACACCCUUUUUGAAGAAGAAGAGGAUGAAGAAAAUAGGAGAGGCCGGUUGGGAGAAAGACCUGGGGAGCUCAUUGCUGCUGGAGAAUGUUGAAAAGUACACCAUACACUCAACAAAAGUAUAAAAGCCACACUUUUGGUUUUGCUCUCUUUUUUUAUGAGGUUGACUCAAAGAUUUAAAACUUUUUCCACAUACACAAAUUUACAAUUUCCCUCAAAUAUUGUUAACAAACCAGUCUUAAUCUGUGAUAGUUAGUACUUCUCCUUUGCUGAGAUAAUCCAUUUAUAUCACCAUGAUUAGUGCAGAGGUGCGCCUUAGAGUGCCCACAAUAAAAGACCACAAUUAGGUGCAGUUUUGUCACACAGCACAAUGCCACAGAUGUCGCCAUGGAUGAUGGAGCAUGCAAUUGGCAUGCUGACAGCAGGAAUGUCAACCAGAGCUGUUGUUUGUGUAUUGAAUGUUAAUUUCUCUGCCUUAAGUCAUCUCCAAAGGCAUUUCAGAGAAUUUGCCAGUACAACCAACCAGUCUCACAAUUGCAGACCACGUGUAACCACACCAGCCCACGACCUCUACACCCAGCAUGUUCAACCUCCAAGAUUGUCUGAGACCAGCCACUUGGACAGCUGCAGAAACAAUUGGUUUACAUAACCAACGAAUUUCUGCACAAUCUGUCAGAAACCGUCUCAGGGAAGCAUAUCUGCAUGCUUGUUGCCCCCAUCGGGGUCUCCGUCUGACUCCAGUUCAUCGUCAUAACAUACUUGAGCCGGCAAAUGCUCACAUUCACUGGCGUCUGGAACGUUGGAGAGGUGUUCUCUUCACAGAUGAAUCCUGGUUUACACUGUUCAGGGUAGAUGGCAGACAGCGUAUGUGGCCUUGUGUGGAUGAGCGGUUUUCUGAUGUCAAUGUUGUGGAUUGAGUGGCCCAUGGUGGCGAUGGGGUUAUGGUAUGGCCAGGCAUCUGUUAUGAAAGGAAAAAAAUAGGUGCAUUUCAUUGAUGGAAUUUUGAAUGCACAGAGAUACUGUGACGAGAUCCUGAGGCCCAUUGUUGUGCAAUACAUCCAAAAACAUCCCCUCUUGAUGCAGCAGGAUAUUGCAUGGCCCCGUCUUCCAAGGAUCUGUGCACAAUCCUUGAAAGCUGAAAACAUGCCAGUUGUUACAUGACCGGCAUACUCACCGGACAUGUUACCCAUUGUGCUUGUUUAGGAUGUUCUGAAUUGGCGUAUACGACAGCGUGUACCAGUUCCUGCCAAUAUCCAGCAGCUUCACACAGUCAUUGAAGAGGAGUGAACCACCAUUCCACAGUCCAUUUGGCAUCCUGUUCAACCCUAUGUGAAGGAGACGUGUUGCACUUCCCACCAAUAAAAUAAAACUGUACCUUUCAGAUUGGCCUUUUAUCAUGGGCAGUCUAAAGGCUGAUUUAUACUCAGAAACCAGGUCAUCUGUGUGU